This is a messenger RNA of Physella acuta, 1466 nucleotides long. RefSeq names its product HAUS augmin-like complex subunit 1. Lineage: Eukaryota; Metazoa; Mollusca; Gastropoda; Physidae. Gene Ontology annotation, cellular component: cytosol; HAUS complex. The record is from RefSeq and is a predicted model, not a curated record. Gene Ontology annotation, biological process: centrosome cycle; spindle assembly.
GAAUAGAAUAUGUUUAUAGUUAAUAGUUAGACUUUACUUUAGACUGAUUAUACUAUUAUACUCCACUAGAAUCUAGAUCUAGGCUAUAUUACACAACUUUCAUCGAUGUUUGAGUUUGAUCCAGUUUAACUAUGAAUCUUGUAAUCUCAGGCUGAUAUUGCAUUCCCCUGCUUCUAUCAUCAUUAUCAUUAUGGAUUUGGCUGCUCAGAGACAAGAGGUGGGAAUAUGGCUUGAAGACCUGUUUGCAGAUGAGGUCAUUCCUGAGUUUGAGUUAAAUGUCAAGACCAUUCAACAGCUUCAUGACAUUUUGUUAUUCAAUAAAAAACAGGACAAAAUGACUCAGUUGGUGGUGGAUGAUCUUCAACAAAAGGCUGAUGAAUACAAUGCAGAAUCAGAGCGUUUAUGUAAAAUACUGUGUCGAUUAAAUCUUUCCCAAAACAAUUUGUCCCAGUCUGGUUUGAACAGUCUGAGAAGUUUAGCAAAACUGGGAACCUUACUUGAUAUCAAGGAUGCGUCUGAUACUUGCUAUUUCCUAGCUUUACAACAUCUUGAUAUGGAAUUGGAACAAGUUGGUCAGAAGAAACAGUCAGAAGCAGAUUUACUGCAGCAGGUCACAGCAAAGUCACAAGCAGCUCUACUUAAGUGUAGUGCCCUGAAAAAAACUUUGGAUGGUAUCAAACAAAAUGCAUCCCAGGAACAGCCGGUCAAUGAUAAAAGAAAAAAUGACACAGUUUUUCUUCACAGUAAAGCAAAAAACUAUGGAAAGGAUAUCACUAAAUUACAAACACAGUUAGCAAAAUCAAGGACAGACAAAUCCAUCUUUCAUGAGGCUUUAGUAAAAAAAUCUGAGUUCCUGAAGUCUUUACAAGACAAACUGGCACCUUUACGAGCAGAGCUGGAAUCAUAUUCCAGUUUACCACCUGAUCUGAGUGAAACAAAAAUUAAAGUAGAGCAACAAAGAAGAGAACUGGCAAAAUUAGAGAAGCAAGUUUCUGAGUGCAUUGACAUUUCAUUAUUGUAAGAAAAUUAACAAUUGCUGUCAUCAAACUAAUUCGCAAAAAAUUGGGCAUAUUGUGCAAAAUGUGGAUUGAUACACCAUUCAUCUUGAAUAAAAUGACUUUUGGAAAUCUUUGAUCUGUGUGAUCAUAGAGAACAUGUUUAUCUCUGGCAGUUGUGUUUUAUAAUAUUUAAACCGUAUGGUACUUUCAUAGCAAGUGCUGGUGUUUAGUUUAAGCAAAGUUUAUAUUUUUAAGCCAAUCGACUUUAUAUGUGAGUGCUUCUCAUCAAAAGAUAUGAAAUAUAAAUUAACAGUUGUUGUACAGAUAUUAUGACUUUAAAACUAAUAUGACUACUGUUGUUAAAAUUCUUCGAUGCCAUUUUAUAUGCAUGGUCACAUUUAUGUAAUAUUCCUGCUAUGAUUUGUAUUUGUACAUUUUUAAAAAUGGAACAAUAAAUAUUUUUUAAUC